AUGAUGUGGUUCCUCCUUCUCCUCCUCUACACAGCUCAAAGUCAGCCGGUGAUCACUCAAGGUCAGGACAGGAUCAUUCUAAAGGAUGGGAACAACCCAUGCAAAGGCUACAUCGGCAUAUACCACGAUAGCAAACUGGGUUACGUUGGGCACAGUGUUUGGAGCAACAACACAGAAAAAGUGGUGUGCAGAAGCACUCACUGUGGGGAACCCAAGCAUAGCACGACAAUGACCCCGCCCUGGCCCAUCGACAAAGUCUGGAUCAAUGACGUGGAAUGCAAAGGAAGCGAGCAUCGUCUGUGGGACUGUACAUUUCCUGGCUGGGACCUCAGCCAUUUCCAAAAGGGCUCUUUGAAAAAGAUUGAAUGUUCACAUACAAUCAAAAUAGCCCUGGAUGGAUUUAAGUGUGCGGGAGCUGUCAAGUACUCCACAGACGGGGGUGUAACGUAUCCGGGUUACUUUUGUGAUGACAACUGGGGAAAGAUGGAAGCCGAUCUAUUGUGCCAAACCCUCGGAUGCGACACGUCCAAGGAGAUUCCUAAACAGCGAUGGAAGGUUAUAAAGAGAUUCGGUGAUUCAAAGAAGAUGAAGAUCAAGUGUUCGGGACUUCAAAAUGUCACUCAUCUGUGGCAGUGCGCUGUGGAGGAAAGUUCAUGCAAUAACCCUGCUUUAGUCAUAUGCACAGGUCAUGAGAGACUGCAGCUCAAAGGAGAAGCAUCAAAUGUCUGUUCCGGGCGGCUGCAAAAAGAGGAAAAUGAAGAGUGGAAACCUGUUUUGCGGAACACAAGCAAUCCUGAUUUGUGCCAGCAUAUGUACUGUGGCACCAGAAACAAUGACAGUCAUGAUGAGCUUGGCACACUUCUGACGUGUUCAGACAAUGUUAAAGUGGUUCUGAAGGACAAAAACCUAGUGAAAAAAAAGUGCUACGGUGUAGUUCAUAUUGAAGUGAAUAAGACAAGUCAACCCGUGUGCGCCUCCAACUGGAACGACGACGAGGCUAAAGUGGUUUGCUCGGAGCUGAACUGUGGGAGUGUGUUUCGUAAACGUCAAAGCAAAGAGAGAAAGCAGGGGAUAAUGGACAACGUGAAGUGCUCUGGCAACGAAUCAUCACUGUGGUACUGCAGAGCCAAGCGUGACCACAACCACAACCCUUUUACAUGUGAUUCCACCGCCCACGUAGUCUGCACAGAUAGUAUGAGCGUGAGAUUGAUGGACGGUCCUGGGAAGUGUGCCGGGAGAGUGGAGAUCGAGCAUGAGGGCAAAUGGAAAAGGGUUGACCAAAAAGAUUGGAAAGACACAAACUCAGAUAUUGUCUGCAGACUAUUGGGCUGUGGGAAUAAAGGAAGUGUGGGAAUAUUCAGCCAGGGUUCAGGUGUAUUUCUGGCUUAUAAUGUAGAAUGCAACGAAAAGACCACACACAUAUCUGAGUGUCUUAAAGAUGAACAAAACAACAAAGUCGACGGGACGAAAGCAAUCGGAAUAACCUGUUCGGGCCACAAAGUGGUUUUUCUGAAGGCAAAUAAGUCCUGUUCUGGCAUGGUGGGGUUACAGUACGGCAUCCAAAUCUACUGGCUCUCCGGCUCUAACAGGACAUGGAACCAAGAGUCUGCAAACACUGUGUGUCAGCAGAAUAACUGUGGGAACGCCUCAAGUUAUAACUCCAUCCGUAAUACAAAUAUGAAUUAUUCCAUUUGGCCUGAAUCUUACAACUGCUUAUCCAGCCCCAAAUCUCUGUUUGACUGUGAAAAUACACCAACACCAACAUCUGACCACAACGAUACUAUUGCCACUGUGAAUUGCUCAGGGAACAUUAAAGUGGACCUGGCCAAUAAGUGUUGGGGCAAUGUCAAGGUUUGUUUGGACGAGAAGUGCGGAGAAGUGUGUGCUGACACCUGGACAAAGGAAAAGUCGGAAAUGCUUUGUAAAAAACUGAAGUGCGGGUAUCCAGUCGAAUCCAAACCCACUACCGAGCAUCAAAAAAAGAAUGUGACCUUUAUAAGUUUGCACUCCACGAAGGAGACGACAGACCUGUCCCAGUGCAAUUUUGUCAAAGGUGACGCCAGCUGUGUCCCAGCCUAUGUUGUCUGCUCAGGUAGCAUCAAGGCCAAAUUAAAUGCUUCAAGAGAUAAAUGUUAUGGAAAUGUGGAGGUGGAUUAUGAAGGCCAGUCGCUCCCAGUUUGCAAAGAAGCUCUCAAAGAUUCCAAAACACAAAACGCUAUCUGUGAGAAGCUGGGCUGUGGUCCGACUAUCAUGCAGAUCGCCUCCUUCGGUCCUAUAGCAGCAGGGCGUCGUGUCAUUUCACAAAUCCAGUGUGAUACUUCACAAAAGUCACUAGAAAAAUGUACUGUCACUGCUGCCCUGGACGCCUGCGAACUUGGUGGCCUCCAAUGCUCCGGCUGGAGCAAGAUAGCGCUGACUACCAAAACGUCAUGUAGCGGAGCUGCAUUUCUUCACUGGCAUCAGGAUAAUAGUAGUGCUAUUUCCAGAGAGGGCCUGACUACAACUUGGGGGGGGAGACUUUGCCAGAGUUUGGGAUGCGGCAAGCUCAAGUCCAUGACCACAACCACAUCGGAUUCUCCCUUGACCACACGCAUCACAUGUACCGGGAAAGAGGAAAACAUCUGGGGCUGUGUCAGGGAGACAACGAGUAACCAAUCAAAGCAGCAGCUCUUUCUUGAAUGUGAAGAUGAACCCAAUGUCACCCUUUCAGAGAGAUGCUACGGUGCAGUGAAGAUAAAUGGCAUUGAGGUGUGCAACAGUAACUGGAAGGAUGACUACUCACAUCUCAUUUGCCAAGAGCAGAAAUGUGGCAACGCCAUUCCCGGCCACUUUCCUGGUCUUCAGUCUAGUUCAAAUAAGAAGUACCACCAUGUUCGUUGUGAGGACAACCACUAUCAUUUCGGCCAGUGCAAGAGAUUCAAGGGAAAGUGUGACGGAAGAUUGGUGUCCAUUUACUGUGUUAACAGUGUCCAGUUCAACACCACAGCAUACUGUGGAGGUCAAAUUGAAGUCAAAUAUGGGAACAAGUCGGAAAAAGUGUGUGCCCCGAAGUUUACCCCGGAACAUUCUGAUAUGCUUUGUAAGCAGCUCAAAUGUGAAGGCCACAAUGAUAGCAUAAAGAUCACUAACAAGGAAAACCUGGUCACCUUGGGAGACACACUGAACUGCACCGAUGAUCACCUGGACAUCAGAUACUGCUUGAGCCACAAGUCUUGUGGUGGUAAAGUCAAACCUGCUGAGAUCUACUGUAAAGGAUAUAAGGCGCCGACAAGCAACUCUCCUGAGGCCACCAAGACCUCUUUAACGCUUAUAUUGCUGGUGGUAGGAUUCACUCUGGUUCUAGUGAUAUUGAUUGUCGUAUUCAUACGAAUCUUUAUCGUCAAGAAAGCCAAAGAAAGGCAGAACGUCCCGCGAAUGUUUUCAAAAAAAGAAGUGGAGUUUGAAAGUGGCGAAUAUGACGACGUGUUGAGCAAAGCAAAUGAAAUGGAAGAAUUCAGUCGUGGCGGAUUCAGAUCUGAGGCCGAAGUCAUCACGGAGAACGACGCACGGAGCACUUCCUCGUUUCCUUACGAUGACAUCGACGACGUGGCUGUCGCACGACCGCUGACCUCUGGGGCCGCCACUGCCUGUGCCACAGGGGACGACCGCAUCCACGAGGGUGCCCCGGAGCAAAGCCCUGGAAAGUUCCCAACCAGCUUGAAUGCAUUUUUUUCCAGCUUUGACAAAGUCUCGCAUUGUCAGAAAUCAGCAAUUUUAACAGGCAACUAAUUGUUUUCACAGAUGAGGUGUCCUACGAAGUGGACGACCCGCAAGAUAAUUACGACGACAUCGAGGCCAGCCCUUUAAUCACUCAGACUGAAGCUGAGGUCCAUGAUAGCACCCAAACCACACCUGAGAGCGACGCAGCGGCCCCUCUAGGAUUGGAAAAGGGGGAUGAGGACUACCUAGUGCCUACACCGGUGAGCCAAAACUGAGUUUGGCUAAGUAAAGCAGAUCACCCCAAAAACCCAGCUCCAAUAAACUCUGCCAUAAAUGUACCAAAAAAAAGGCAGAAAUUUGCUUCUCUAGAUGAAACAAAGUGAAUCAUCCAUACUCUGAAAUACUGAUGAUUUCAGCUAAGACAAUAUUGUAUAGAUUAUAAUUAGAAAAAAAGAGUCUAAGACAUUUCCUGUAUAUACAGAAAACCCAAUCUAAGUGCAUAUUAUCAAUAAUCACAAACAAAGUGUAAGCCAUCCAAUCACAGGUGAGGAAAAAUGCCCUUUCUCUUCAAAUGUACAAGAUGAAAGUGAACUAAAUAAGUUUGCAUCACUUAAUACGCAUUGUUAAUAAGCAUAGAUGCAAUAACAGCUUUCUGUUUUUUUUACUUAAUGUUGUUGAUGACAUUUUUUUUAUAAAAUGUGCUCAGGAUGGUUUAGAAUCAUAUCUGAUUUUCUGAUUUGUUUAUUAAAUCUGAUAUAUUAGUAGUUGUUGUGUGCAAAGCUUCAAUGAUUUAAACAAUAUUUUAUGAGAAAUUAGUUUUGCAGUAGUUUUUAAAUUUGAUUUCUAUAAAAACAUGUGAAUAAUAGUAGUGGGAAAAAAAGAAAAAAAAAAAAGAAAAGGCAAACGCUUAAUAAAUUGUAUAACACAGCUGAUACAGUAAACUCAUUUUACCGCAGGAUUAUAUUGUAUAUUUCUGUGCAAGUUUAUAGUUGUAAGAUUUUACUGUCACUUUUUAAAAAAAUGUAUUGAAUAGUUUCUUAGAGUUCUAUAACAAUGUCUGUACGGUGAAUAUGGAGAUACAGCCAGCGGAUGGUUAGCUUAGCUAAGCAUAAAGACUGGAAGCAGGUGAAAACAGCUGACCUGGGUCUGUCCGCAAGUAAAAGAAAGCCACUCAGUAGUUUUAUUUGUACCUUUUUUCUGGCAACCAGAAAAAUCCAAUUGCAUGACUUUUUGUAAUGAAUUCCAACACAUUAACAUGGUCAAAUGCGCUCGAUGUACUUUUUUGACAAAAGAUUGUCUUUACUAUAGAAUAAUGAGAAGAGAGUUAGGCGGGUUUUUGUUAUCUUUUGGACGAAGUGUGGCUAGUCGUUUUACCCUGCUUCGAGUCUUUAUGCUAGGCUCUACUUCAGAUUUAAUGUACAGACAUGAGUCUUAUGAAUCUUCAAAUCUAACGCACCGCAAGAAAGCAAAUGUACAUAUUUCCAAAUUCAAAGUGUUCCUUAACGUGUCCUAUAAAACAUGAAUAUAACGUUCAGUCAGCCCUGAAUGUCGUCAUUUAUUGCUUAAGUGGCUUCAACAACAAUGUGUGUGUUGUCAAAUUACUUUUAACUGGUAAAAAAUGACUUUCAUUGUAUUUGUUGCAUUAUUUUUUAUUCUUGUAAAGUUGCCGCAUAUAUCUUGCCACACCUUGUACACAGUCCACAAUUCAGUCAGUGCAUCAUGGCAUUAGCUCUGAAGCAAUCACUGUAUCUCGUUGCGAGGCACCAUUGUGUUAGCCUUGUGUUAAAAGCAGCUUUGUCCAGCACAACAUUAAAUUCUUU
This is a messenger RNA of Anoplopoma fimbria (sablefish), 5519 nucleotides long. RefSeq names its product scavenger receptor cysteine-rich type 1 protein M130. Gene Ontology annotation, cellular component: membrane. The coding region runs from base 1 to 3768 and encodes 1255 amino acids. NCBI's taxonomy places the organism in Eukaryota, Metazoa, Chordata, Actinopteri, Perciformes, Anoplopomatidae. The record is from RefSeq and is a predicted model, not a curated record. The transcript has 18 exons.